UAAACUCCCAGUCAACAAAAAAUAUAAAAAGUUCACCGGCCAGCGGUGGAUAGAGAAAUAUCCAGUUCACCGUCGGGGACGACUGCGCAACCUUUCUCUCCCCCCCCAAUUCCUGAAGGGUUGAUUCAUAUUGGUAAGUUCAUUUAUUCUAUCUUCUUCGUUUUUUCCCCUUAUUUUAAGUUGUCCGUUCUAUCAAUUUGUCACUUUUCCCUUUUCUAUCGUUGUUAGAUUGUAUGUGCCCUAGAUUUCUGCUCGAAUCGCCGCCAUAUCCACCUCCUCCACCGGCCCGUUAUUUGCUCAAAUUAAAACCAUCACGGCCCGUAUUUCUUAAGUUGUGUUAGUCUUUGGAAGCUUGAUGCGUUGGUGGUGCAUUCUUUAACUUUUUUCGAUCUCCUCCACCGGCGGCUCAAAAAGUUUCAAACGUUUUUGUUUUGUGCAUAUUUUUCUUUUAACUUAUUUAAAUUUAGCUGGGACUUGGUACUCCUGGCCCCGUUGGCUCACUGCUUUAUGCAUGUAUGAAUCUGGAUUUGUUGUUACAGUUGAGCAGUACAAAGGUUUAUUACUUCCCUUUUUCUUAGUUGGGGCUUCAAUCUUUGUCUUAGCGUUCGAAACAGGAUUUGGUGUCCUUUACCUGUUCGCUUCAGCUUUUUUCUAUGUUCUGUUUGUGUGUUUUUGCUUGGUGUGAAGGUAGCCUGUAUUAAACUGAGUGCAUCAAUUAUAGUUGUUGGGUGUUUUUCUUCUCUGGUAACGUCUUUUUCCCCCUUUGCUUUUGUGUAGGGCUCUUGGUGGAGAGUUUAAUUAAGAUUCUUGUUUGGAGGAUUGAUGGCUGCUUUGAAGGAUCUUCUUCCUCCUGUCAAAUCGAGUGGCACCACUCAUUACGAUCAUUCCAAUGAUCCCUGGUUCAAGAAGAGGUAUACUGCCGCUGAGUCUGAAAAAUCUUUAGCGGUUAAACCCAAUCCAGUUCCCCCAUACUUGAAAAGAGCAGGCUUUAAGCCAACCAAGAUUGAGGAUUUUGGAGAUGGUGGGGCAUUCCCUGAAAUUCACAUUGCUCAAUACCCUCUUGACAUGGGUCGAAAGAGGGAUUGGAAGCCCGGUAGUAAUACCUUGCCCGUGACCGUUGAUGAGCAUGGGAAUGUGAGGUAUGAUUCUAUUGUGAGGCUAAAUGAAAAUUCCAAAAAGAUUGUUUAUUCUCAGCAUAAAGACCUUAUCCCAGCUGUGGUCAAAGAUGGGAUAAAUGAGGAAGAGAUGGAUUUGGAUGAGAAGCAGAAAGAAAUUGAGGAAACUACUCAGGAUACCAAAGCUGCUUUAGAGAAGAUUGUAAACGUGAGGUUGAGUGCAGCUCAGCCUAAAAAUGUUCCUACACAAUCUUCUGAUUCCAAAUAUAUCAAGUACAAGCCUUCACAGCAGUCUGCUGCUUUUAAUUCUGGUGCAAAGGAGAGAAUUAUUCGGAUGGUCGAGAUGCCUGUCGAUCCUUUGGAGCCACCUAAAUUCAAACAUAAGAGGGUUCCGAAAGCUUCUGGUUCUCCUCCUGUGCCAGUAAUGCACUCCCCUCCCCGGCCUGUGACUGUGAAAGACCAGCAAGAUUGGAAGAUCCCUCCAUGUAUUUCGAAUUGGAAGAAUCCUAAAGGUUAUACAAUACCUCUGGACAAGCGUUUGGCAGCUGAUGGUAGGGGUCUCCAGGAUGUUCAGAUUAACGACAAUUUUGCUAAGUUGUCUGAGGCUCUGUAUGUAGCAGAACAGAAGGCUAGAGAGGCUGUUGAAAUGAGGAAUAAGGUACAGAAGGAAAUGAUGAUGAAAGAGAAAGAAAAGAAAGAGAUGGAACUGCGAGAGUUGGCCCGAAAAGCUAGAUCUGAGAGAACUGGUAUUGCUCCCCCAUCUGGUUCUAUGCCUCCUUCUGAGAGAGUGGUCGAUGAUAUGAUGGCAGAUUACGAUCGUGUUAGGAAUGCUCCAAGGGAGAAGGAGAGAGAGAGUAAAGAGGAGAGAGAGGAGCGGUUGCAAAGGGAGAAAAUCCGUGAGGAGCGACGUAGAGAGAGGGAGAGGGAAAGAAGGUUGGAAGCCAAAGAUGCAGCUAUGGGAAAGAAAAGUAAGAUUACCAGGGACAGAGACCGAGACAUCAGUGAGAAAGUUGCUCUUGGAAUGGCAACAACAGGGAAAGUGGGUGAAGUCCAGUAUGAUCAAAGGCUGUUUAAUCAAGAGAAAGGAAUGGACUCUGGAUUUGCUACUGAUGAUGCUUACAACGUAUAUGACAAGGGUCUUUUUACUGCACAGCCUACUCUCUCUACUCUUUACAAGCCCAAGAAAGAUGUUGAUUCUGACAUGUAUGGAGGUGAAGAUGAGCAGCUCGACAAGAUUAUGAAGACUGACCGCUUUAAGCCUGACAAAGCAUUUGUUGGUACGUCUGAGAGGACUGGUCCUAGAGGUGGACCUGUUGAGUUUGAGAGAGAUACUGAAGAAGCUGAUCCAUUUGGUUUGGAUCAAUUCUUGACUGAGGUUAAGAAAGGUAAAAAAGCAAUGGACAAAGUUGGAAACAGUGGUACAAUGAAGGCUACGGCUGGAUCCAUGCGAGAUGGAUUUGAAGGAUCUGGAAGAUCUCGCAUUGCUUUCGACAAAGGCCGUUAGUCAUCUUCUAAGCUUUCCCGGAGGGAUUUCAGCCUUUGCUGUAUGAACUUACUUUUUUCUUUGAUCAAUGUUGGAAUAUAUUUCAAAUCCGGACUGUAGAGUUACAGUCCUGCAAUGUUCCUGCUCUUGUGUCAGGUUUUUCUAAGUUAAAAUUUCGAUUUCACUCGUGGGAUGUACAAUAUUUUCUGGAUAAAGGCUAUGCUUUUGUAAUAUGCCUCCUGGUUUCGUUGGUUACAUGUUUAUAGUUCCAUUUGGCACAAAAGAUUGCAGCUUUUUUGUCGAACAACUAUAAAAAAUGAUUUUUGAGAGAGCUGAAAGCUGAAUGGCUGGAUUGCUGCCUCUUAUCUCCUUCGGAGAACGGGAGAAUAAUAUUGUCAGGCCUGGGAGAAGAGUUUUUAAGUAGCCAGAAAAAACGAUGGGCUGAUGUGGUUCGGCUUAUGGUGGUUGUGGUGGUUAUAGGACUUCCACACCCUCUUAUGUUUUCAGAUUACAGUGAUUAGCUUUGUGAUUUGUAGGACCACUUAAGCUAUGUAGACCUUUCAAUGUGCAUGAUCAUACUGUUUUAAGUCCCAUUUGUUUUGUGUUAGAAUUUCUCAGUUUUGCUUGAUCUGUCACCACUUGAAUAUGCAUACACCGGUUUUAACAGUGGACAUAAAUUUGCAUGAAAUUGAUCGACAGAGAGAUUCCUACAAAACUAAAGAUUCAAAAGUCCUACAACUGAUGAAACUUUGUAAAAACUAACAUGAAAGCUUUGGAUUGAAUUCUGAAAUCUUUUUCAUUUCAAUCUAUGAGCUCGUGUUUAAUUACUACAGAACCCGUGUAAGGCAGGCAUUGGAUGUCUCAUACAGUAUAUCAGAAUAUCUCUACUUACUGUCUCCCCAGUUCAAGGAUUCCUUAGUAUUUUCGAUUCAGGAAAAGCACCAGAUCGAUCAGUAGCUAAAACAGAAAAUAUAAAGCAUUCAUCCAUAGACUUUUUGCUCAUGGUAUUUACUACUAUUUAUGAGCCCAUUCCUCUUCGGUUUCAAAAUCCCGCCGACUUACUUUCAGAAUCAUACGGAGAAAUUUUAGGAACCUCUCUCUAUAAAUAUGUGAGGCUGCACAUCUGCGGAUUCUUUAACGGUUCCGGAGAUGUCCCCGUCAAAGGAUUCUUCUCCGCCGUCGAAGUCGACUCGUACCGCCGAUGAUGACGAUUCUGCGGCAGAGUCGAGAAGAGUUGGUUUUGGAAAAUUGAAGGUGGGAUUGAAAGAUUUCCUUCCUCCACCUGCCAAGUUGAAUGGUAAAUCUCAUUAUGACCAUUCCAAUGAUCCCUGGUUCAAGAACAGGUAUUCUGAUAGAGCUGCAGAGUCGUCGGAGAAACCUGCGCCGGUUGAACCCAAUCCAGUCCCACCGUACUUGAAAAGGGCUGGACUCAAACCGACAAAGCUCGAGGAUUUCGGCGAUGGAGGGGCGUUUGCUGAAAUCCACAUUGUUCAAUUCCCUCUUAACAUGGGUCGGGAGCGAGUAUCCGGCAACCCGAAAAAUAGUAGUAAUACAUUGAUUGUGACAGUUGAUGAGCAUGGUGACAUAAUGUAUGAUUCUAUUGUGAGGCUAAACGAAAAUGCCAAAAAGAUUGUUUAUUCCCAGCAUAAAGACCUUAUCCCAGCUGUGAUCAAAGAUGGGAAAAAUAAGGAAGAAGAGAUGGAUUUGGAUGAGGGGCAGAGAGAAAUUGAGGAAACCACUGAGACAACCAGGGCUGCUUUAGAGAAAAUUGUGAAUGCGAGGUUGCGUGCUGCUCAGCCUAAGAAUGUCCCUGCACAAUCUUCUGAUUCCAAAUAUAUAAAGUACAAGUCUUCACAGCAAUCAGCUGCAUUUAAUUCCGGCGCAAUGGAGAGAAUUGUUCGGAUGGUGGAGACCCCUGUUGAUCCUCUGGAGCCACCUAAGUUCAAAGCUAAGAAGGUUCCUAAACCUUCUGGUUCUCCACCUGUGCCGGUAAUGCACUCACCUCCGCGGCCGGUGACUGUUAAAGACCAGCAAGAUUGGAAGGUCGCCCCUUGUAUUUCGAAUUGGAAGAAUGCUAAAGGUUAUGUAAUACCUCUGGGCAAGCGUGUGGCAGCUGAUGGCAGUGGUCUCCAGGAUGUUCAGAUUAGUGAGAAUUUUGCUAAGUUGUCUGAGGCUCUGUAUGUAGCAGAACAGAAGGCUAGAGAGGCUGUUGAAAUGAGGAAUAAGGUACAGAAGGAAAUGAUGAUGAAAGAGCAAGUAAGGAAAGAUAUGGCGCUGCGAGAGUUGGCCCGAAAAGCUAGAUUAGAGAGAACAGCUCUCCCAUCUGGUUCCAAUUCUAUGCCUGUUUCUGAGAGAGUUACUGAUGAUAUCAUGGCAGAUUAUGAUCCUGUUGAGAAUAAUGCCUCAAGGGACAGAGAGGAGAAGUUGCAAAGGGAUAAUAUCCGUGAGGAACGACGAAAUGAGAGGAAGAGGGAGAGAAGGUUGGAGGCCAAAGAUUCAGCCACGGGAAAGAGAAGUAAGCUUACGAGGGACAAAGACCGAGACAUCAGUGAGAAAGUUGCUCUUGGAAUGGCUACAACGGGGAAUGUGGGUGAAGUCCAGUAUGAUCAAAGGUUGUUUAAUCAAGAGAAAGGAAUGGACUCUGGAUUUGCGACUGAUGAUGCUUACAAUGUAUAUGACAAGGGUCUUUUCACUGCGCAACCCACUCUGUCUACUCUUUACAAGCCCAAGAAAGAUGUUGAUUCCGACAUGUAUGGAGGUGCAGACGAGCAGCUCGAAAAGAUUAUGAAGACUGAUCGCUUUAAACCUGACAAAGCAUUUGCCGGUACGUCUGAGAGGACUGGUCCUAGAGAAGGACCUGUUAAGUUUGAGAGAGACGCUGAAGAAGCUGAUCCAUUUGGUCUGGACAAAUUCUUGAGUGAGGUUAAGAAAGGUGAAAAAGCAAUGGACAAAGUUGGAAAAAGUGGUACAAUGAAGGCUACUGCUGGAUCCAUGCGAGAUGGAUUUGAAGGAUCUGGUAGAUCUCGCAUUGCUUUCGACAAAGGCCGUUAGUCAGCUUCUUUAUUAUUAUAAGCUUUCCCGGAGGCGCUUCAACCUCUGCUAUCUUUUGUCUAUGUUGAAAGAUUGUUCUUGGGGGAAGGAGAUGGAUUGUAGAGACGAUUUAAUCUCAUUUGAGGAUUUUUCCUAGUUCAAAUUUCCUUUUACUUGGUGGUCUUUGUAAUAUGAGUACUUAUUAUUACCCCGUCCCAAAAAAAUGGUCUAUAUCGAGUUUUCAAAUUUGUACUAGAGACAGUUGUGGACUAUUUUUUGGGACUCAUAAAUGAUUCUUUCUCUUUUUAUAUGUCUACUGCUUUUUUUUGGUUUCAUAUUCACGGUUCCAAGGAUCUUAUAGAUUUCCACAAAGAUCAAGAAUCUGGGCUAUAGGCAACACAACAAAA
This is a messenger RNA of Oldenlandia corymbosa var. corymbosa, 6035 nucleotides long. Lineage: Eukaryota; Viridiplantae; Streptophyta; Magnoliopsida; Gentianales; Rubiaceae. The record is from the annotation of a GenBank genome assembly.